Gossypium raimondii (Peruvian cotton) is the source of this 1358-nucleotide messenger RNA. RefSeq names its product peptidyl-prolyl cis-trans isomerase CYP21-4. The record is from RefSeq and is a predicted model, not a curated record. Lineage: Eukaryota; Viridiplantae; Streptophyta; Magnoliopsida; Malvales; Malvaceae. Bases 248 to 952 code for a protein of 234 amino acids. Gene Ontology annotation, molecular function: peptidyl-prolyl cis-trans isomerase activity. Gene Ontology annotation, biological process: protein peptidyl-prolyl isomerization. The transcript has 8 exons.
UUAUGGACCCAACUCUCUAAAAUUCCCGUUAUCUAUUUCUGUGAAUAAUGAGGAUUAACUGGUAGAACACUGGAAGAAUCGUAAAACGCUUUGGCUGGAUCUUCUCGUUGCGGAGCCUAUACGAAGGGAUCAACAACUCCAGACACCAGAAAAAAGUAACAAAUACUCUCACUUUUUUCCUUUUUCAUUUCGACGGGACUAACGCUAAAUUGCCGGAUUUUAUUGUUGGAACUGAAGUUUUAAGGUGAUGGCGAGGAUCAAACCACAAGCUCUGCUACAACAGAGCAAAAGGAAGAAAGGGCCAGCUCGAAUAAGUCUUACAACAAUUAUUAUGUUGACUUUGAUUGUCGUUUUGAUUCUGUUUUUUGUGUAUGCCACCUACAGACACUGGACUCAAAGGUCAAGAAUUCAUAUUGAAAACAGGGAAUCAGUUAUUGAGGGUGACAACUCUUUCAUGGAUUCAAAGAAGUCUGAUCUUCCAGGAUAUGCUAUUUUAGAUACUGCGAAAGGCUAUAUAACAGUGGAGCUCUUCAAGGACAGUUCUCCUGAAGUUGUUGAUCAAUUCCUUGAUUUAUGUCAGAGAGGACACUUCAAUGGAAUGCUUUUUCGCCAUGUGAUAAAGCACUAUGUGAUUCAGGCUGGUGAUAGUGAUAAGCUGGGAGCUGUAGAGGACUGGACUUUGAAAGGAAAGCAAUACAGCCAACUUGAUACAAGUUUGAAGCAUGAAGCAUUCAUGCUUGGAACUUCUAAGGUAAAGCAUGAUAAGAAAGAAUUUGAGCUUUUCAUCACAACUGCACCAAUCCCAGAUCUAAAUGAGAAGCUUAUUGUCUUUGGGAAGGUCAUUAAGGGAGAAGACAUUGUUCAGGAAAUUGAAGAGGUGGACACAGAUGAGCAUUAUCGACCUAAAUCUUCUAUAGGGAUCCGCAGUGUGAAUCUGAAACAAAGCAUCUAAAAUCAAAACAUAAGCAAAUAAGUAUUCUACAUGUAUGUUCUGUUAUUCCAAACAAAGUUUCAGCACCAUCAUAAGAAUCAAUGGUGCAUCCUUUUUUGAACUUCAUACUUCAUGGGGGAUGGUAGUGGUAUUUACUCAAAGUCAAGGUCUAUAGGUCAGUGUCCUUGGUAUUGUUCUGGCUCUUUUUUGGGUUGUCCUUUUUUGUUUUACUAACCUUCUAGCAUUUUCUUUUUUUUUUUUUUUCUGGCGGGGGUGGGGUUUGCAAGUCUGUUUCGAUAUGGACACUGUAUUUGUAGUUUAAUAAAAUUGGAUGAGAUGUAAUUUACAAGUCCAACUCCAAAUAGAUAAAUUGAGAAAGGUGUCUGUAAUUUCGGAGAGUGAUAUCAUUAGUGUUCCUUUUAGACUC